AUGUGGCGCCUCCUCAACCCCUGGUCCCCCGCCGACCAGCAACCUCCCACCCCACCCCCCUCCCGCGGCCUCCCCUCCUCCUGGUACCGCUCCCCGGCGCUCUACAACCUCGAGCGCCGCGCCCUCUUCUCCCGCAAAUGGCUGCUCCUCACGCACACGAUCCGGCUCGCCCAGCCCGGCGACUACCUCUCCUUCACCAUCGCCGGCUUCUCCAUCUUCCUGAUCCGCGACCGCGAUGGGCGCUCCGUCAACGCGUUCCACAACCACUGCCGCCACCGCGCGUAUCCGGUCGUGCAGCACAGCGCGGGGAACGCCAAGAUCUUGCAUUGUCGGUAUCACGGGUGGGCGUAUGGGACCGGGGGCAGGUUGGCGAAGGCGCCGAGGUUUGAGGGCGUGCCUGGGUUUGAGGGGGGGGGGAAGGGGUUGCUGCCUGUGAAGGUGCAUGUGGAUAAGGUGGGUUUCGUGUGGGUGAAUUUGAGGGCGGGGGAGGAGGGGGAGGGGGAAGGGGGGUGGGAGGAGGAGUUUGGGGGGGCGGAUGAGAAGGAGGUGUUGAGGGGGUUUGAUUUUGGGGAGGAGUUCGCGUUCGAUCAUGUGUGGGAGAUGGAGGUGGAGGCGAAUUGGAAGGGGGUGGUGGAGAAUUAUAACGAGUGUUAUCAUUGCCCGACGAGCCAUCCGCUGAUCGCUGGCGUGUCGGAUGUGGACAAGUAUCGAGUCGAGCCGGCGAGGGGGUGUUUGGAGCAUACGAUUGUGAAUAAGGACGCGGAGGACAACCGGUUCAGGCGGAGUAUCACGUUUUUCCCGCCGUGUACGAGUGUGACGGUCACGGACCACUUUUUCUACAUACAGCGGAUGAUACCUGUUUCGGCUACGACGACCAGGAUCGAGAACGAGGUGUAUCGCCAUAGGAACGCCACCGACAAGGAGUUUAACGACUUGUGCGACUUCUACAAACAAGUUCUGGAAGAGGACAAAGAGCUCUGUGUUGGGGCACAGCGGAACCUGAACGCGGGGGUGUAUGUGAAUGGGGAGUUUCAUCCGGACAAGGAAAAGGGUCCGCUGCACUUCCAGGAAUCCGUAAGAAAGGAGCUGAUGGAACACCGGAAGAAAGAGGAACAGCAGGGUGGCGUAGAAAUCUGGCCUGCAACUCCGAAGCUCGCUGGCGAGACGAAAACGUCUAAGCUGGAGGAAGAGGAGGCGUUUUGUUCAAAACUUGAGGCCGAAAGCUGCGUAGCUGGGUCGGAGCUGGCUUGGUAA
Molecule: messenger RNA, 1254 nt
Organism: Diplodia corticola
Lineage: Eukaryota; Fungi; Ascomycota; Dothideomycetes; Botryosphaeriales; Botryosphaeriaceae
Product: cytochrome p450 oxidoreductase
Exons: 3
Coding region: 1-1254 (417 amino acids)
Molecular function (GO): 2 iron, 2 sulfur cluster binding; iron ion binding
Source: RefSeq, a predicted model, not a curated record